GGUUUGGCAAAGCCAGCCCCGCGCGCUUCCGGCUGCAUCUGCGAAGCUGGGAAACGUGCAGCUUUCGAAAAAGUUCAAGACGGCAGGCACUAUCGAAUCGACAGAGGAAAGCGAUGACAAAGGUGUUGUCGACGCACUGAAAGAGGUAAACGGCGAGGACGGUGCCAGGCGCAAUUCAGCCCAAGUUGUCAGGCCAUUCGAUAGCAGGAACCCCCACAAAUCCACACAUGCAUCAUGUCGUUUGGCGAGUUUGAGCAUUGCGACGAGGUUGUGAAUUUUGGCAAAGCGGCGUUCGACAUGGGCAAGGAAGCCCGCAACGGCAACGUGGGGGACGCGCUGAACCAACUGCCAGGUGUUGUGCAGCACGGCGCGUCUCUUUGCGCUCAAGUGGCUGGUGCAUUGGAGGCAGUUUCUGUGACGGCAGGUUGUGCCGGUGUGUCUUUGAUGGCAUACGUGGCAUCGAGCGCUUUGAAUGGAGAGGAUACCGCAGGCGCCAUGGAUGCCGGCAUGCAACAGUUGGCAGACAAGCUGCAACAAACGAAAGAAGACAUCGAGAGCCAGAUCACGCAAUCUACCGCAAAGCUCCUGAACGCUGUCACAACUGUGGAGCAGCACUUGUCGCAAAAUUCCCAGGAAAAGCGAGAGGACCGGAUGGAAGAUGUCGCAACCUUCGUCACCAACCUCAAGAGUGGCCGCAAGAUGCCGAACUUUCCUUGGACAUGCAAAAGAUGAAGC
Molecule: messenger RNA, 735 nt
Organism: Effrenium voratum
Lineage: Eukaryota; Dinophyceae; Suessiales; Symbiodiniaceae
Source: the annotation of a GenBank genome assembly